This is a messenger RNA of Arabidopsis lyrata subsp. lyrata, 661 nucleotides long. RefSeq lists its product as uncharacterized. The transcript is spliced from 2 exons. NCBI's taxonomy places the organism in Eukaryota, Viridiplantae, Streptophyta, Magnoliopsida, Brassicales, Brassicaceae. The record is from RefSeq and is a predicted model, not a curated record. The coding region runs from base 200 to 559 and encodes 119 amino acids.
UACGAUUCAUGAUCCGACCCCGUAAUACCACGACCAACGGUAAAGACAAUAAAGGAACGGGACCACUCAAUGAUGGGCUUUUGGGAUAAGAAUGGUUGAAACAUUAUGGAAAAAAUAAAGGAUACAGUUGGCUUUUGAUGUAGUGCAUCAUCAUUCCCGUGAUGAUCCCAAAAAAAAAAAGGUAGACGAUAUAAUAUAAAUGUGCACGAAGAGCGAUUUAGAAAAGUGUAUCAACAUCUUUUGGAUCGCCUCAGCUUCAACUUUGAUCAUCCAUACAGAGGACAUGGAGAAGGUGCAACAAAUGACAAACGACAAAGGAAUCAUGAAGAUUGAAAUUCUUGGCGAUGGCAAUUCUGUGGCGGAAGUGGGUUCCCGUGGGCUAUCCCGUCAGACAAGCAUGACCAAGACCAACUGCCUUUGCUCACCAACCACUCACCCUGGUUCUUUCCGGUGUAGGAUUCACCGGUCUCUUUCGUUGCAACGUACCAAGAGUAUGGAAGCUGCAUCUCUAUUGGAUUCUCCACCCAAGCCAGCGGAUUCCCCUAGUGCCGCGCUCUAAAUAGAUUUAUGAUGAAUCCAUGGCAUUACAAUUGUUUGUUGUAACUUGUACUUGAAUCAUUAUAUGGAGCAGGUUUUUAUUUUCCAACAAUAUGCAUUGUCA